AUGUCUUAUGAGACUAUUCAACUUUUAAAAGAGUUUUGGUAUAAAUGGCGUUCAUCACGUGUACUUAUUUUAUUUAUUGUCUUUGUUGCUUUAUUUCUCGAUAAUAUGCUCUUAACUACAGUUGUUCCUAUUGUACCUGAGUAUCUUUAUCGACUUCAACAUCCAAAUGACACGGUAGAUGAUACAUACAAAUUUCUAGCAAAAAACUGUUCAAAUAGAGAAAUUUUUAAACAUCGAAGUUAUUUUGUUCGACAUCCAACUGAAUUUCGAGCUGCACUUAAUACGUCGUGUAUGUGGAAUAUUGGUUGGGCUUUGAAUCAAACAGAAGUGCAAAAUGCACAGAGAUCAAUUAUUUUACAACGGGAAAAUCGAUGGAUUGGACUAAUGUUUGCAUCAAAAGCGUUUGUUCAAUUAUUAACAAAUCCAUUUAUAGGACCAUUAACAAAUCGAAUUGGCUACAGUAUUCCAAUGUUUACAGGAUUUGUUAUCAUGUUUAUAUCAACGCUUACAUUUGCUUUUAGUAAAAGUUUUGGUCUAUUAUUUCUUGCUCGAGCAAUACAAGGUGUUGGCUCUGCUUGUUCCAGUGUAUCAGGUCUUGGAAUGUUGGCUGAUCGUUAUCCAGAUGAUGAAGAACGCGGUAAAGCGAUGGGAACUGCCCUAGGCGGAUUAGCUCUUGGAGUUUUAGUUGGUCCGCCGUUUGGAGGAUUUAUGUAUGAAUAUGUAGGCAAAGCAUCACCAUUUUUAGUCCUAGCAGCACUAGGUUUAUUUGAUGGAUUAUUACAAUUAACAGUAUUACAACCAGGUGUAUCCGGUGAACCAGUUGAAGGCGCUUCGCUUCGUACACUCAUUAAAGAUCCAUAUAUUCUUCUAGCGGCUGGCGCAAUCUCGUUUGGUAAUGUUGGCAUUGCAAUGUUAGAACCUUCAUUGCCCAUAUGGAUGAUGGCAACAAUGGGUGCAAGUGAAUUUCAAACAGGAGCUGCAUUUUUACCUGCUUCGAUUUCAUAUUUAAUUGGCACAAAUUUAUUUGGUCCCAUGGCUCAUAAAAUAGGAAGAUGGUUAUGCUGUAUGAUUGGCAUGUUUCUUAUAUCCAUAGCCUUAAUUGGUGUACCAAUGGCUACAAGUAUGUAUGGUUUAAUUAUACCAAAUGGCAUUCUUGGGUUUGCUAUCGGUAUGGUUGAUUCAUCCAUGAUGCCAACAAUGGGCUAUUUGGUUGAUAUUCGUCAUUCGUCUGUUUAUGGGAGUGUUUAUGCAAUUGCUGAUGUUGCAUUUUGCCUUGGUUUUGCCAUAGGCCCUGCCUUAAGUGGUUUCAUAGUACAAGCAUUUGGUUUUCGGGCUAUGCUUUACGCCAUUUCAUUUAUUUGUCUUUGCUAUGCGCCAUUGAUGUUGUUUUUACGAAAUCCACCAGCAAAAGAUGAAAAAAUAUCAUUAAUUAUGAAUGAAAAUCAUAACUCAUUUUCUUAUACACGCAGCAAAUCACUUGAUAAUGAAAACGGCUAUUGA
Messenger RNA from Rotaria socialis, 1500 nucleotides. The record is from the annotation of a GenBank genome assembly. Lineage: Eukaryota; Metazoa; Rotifera; Eurotatoria; Philodinida; Philodinidae.